AUGGCUUUCCAGUCGGUGACUGUGUUUGAUGGCGUAUCUUGCAAUUUCUUCUUCUACCCUUCGAAUGUGCCACGGUGUAAAUUUGAAGAUACAACGUGCUUACAAAAGGCGAUCGAAGAAGCGCUGUUUGUAUUUAAAGAUGGUAGUCCCAAAAUACAUAUGGCCAAAGUAGACCCAUUGCACAUUUCUGGCAUUCACAUCGACCAGGGAAUGGAAAGUCCUAUUGCAGUCAAGUUAAAUUUUAUAGACAAUGAUCUUACCGGAUUAUCCCAAAUUACUGUGAAAAAAGUGGAGAGUUUUUCAACUGAAAAGUUAGAUUGGAAACUGCAUUUACUAAUGCCCAGACUUGAACUGUACGGCGACUACAACGUCAGCGGAAGAGUUCUCGUGCUGCCGAUUGUCGGUCAAGGAAAAUCAAACCUGACUAUUGUAAAUACCGAAGCUACAGCUAUUAUUCAAGGAAGACUUGACGCCAUUGAAAAAAAUGGUAAAAAGUACCACCAAAUUGAUAAUUUCGAACUAGAUUUUGUUCCAAAGAGGUUGCAUAUCUAUCUCGGAAAUUUGUUCAAUGGUGAUAAAGCUCUCGGAGACAAUAUGAAUGUAUUUUUGAAUGAAAAUUGGCAAGACAUUUUCAACGAAUUGAAACCAGCCGUUCAAGAUUCCUUUGCUGCUGUUUUUAAAGAACUAGCAAAUAGGAUGUUUAAGAAAGUUUCUUUUAAUGAUAUUUAUUUAUCAUGA
Messenger RNA from Ctenocephalides felis (cat flea), 738 nucleotides. RefSeq names its product protein takeout-like. The record is from RefSeq and is a predicted model, not a curated record. Bases 1 to 738 code for a protein of 245 amino acids. The transcript is spliced from 6 exons. Lineage: Eukaryota; Metazoa; Arthropoda; Insecta; Siphonaptera; Pulicidae.